AUGGCAGAAGUCAGCUGUGUCAUCUGCAGGCCAUUCAGAUGGCCAGUUUCGUGGCUCGCUCUGGGCUUUCUCUCCUGCUGCUUCCCUGGGGAGAGGAUGAGGCUCACAGAGCAGAGGAAGCCGCUGCGAAGGGAAUGCACAGUGACACUAAGAAGGUACGGGACUUCUCGUCUGGGAGCCACAGCCCUGCCCACCCUGCCUCUCCGCUCUCCGCCCUCCGCCCUCAGGAGGAGAGCCCGGCCCUUCAGACCUGCGGGCUUCCGGUUUAACAACGCACAGUCCUGCCUGCUCCCUGACCGCCCCCCCUAA
Messenger RNA from Pipistrellus nathusii (Nathusius's pipistrelle), 309 nucleotides. The record is from the annotation of a GenBank genome assembly. NCBI's taxonomy places the organism in Eukaryota, Metazoa, Chordata, Mammalia, Chiroptera, Vespertilionidae.